AUGUCCCGAUCGUCCCGUCUGGGCAAGAGCAAGAAGCCUAAAGCUGCAACAGUUUCGCAACCCUUGGCGCAAGGGGCUGUGGACACCGCGGUGGACACCUCGCUGGCGACCUGGCCGGAGGAUUGCCUCCUCCAUCAAGGUCUUCCAAAUCCCAUGGUCUACGGUCCAGAUGGAGUGUGGAUGGAGGUAUCCUUUCUCAAUAGCAGGAUAAUGGAAUCAAGUUAUCGGACUAGACCUGCCAAGUGUCCCGCAAGGGGUUGGCACAACGAUGACGUUGGGCGGCCAUUGCUGGAUUCCACGCAAGUGCUGUUGCAAAAGGCAAAGCAAGUGGGACAUCCCAGGAAUGGCAUGCUGAAUCCCAAAGGUAGCGGAUGCGGAUGGGGACUGCAGAUUCUACACCUUUGA
Cladocopium goreaui is the source of this 405-nucleotide messenger RNA. The record is from the annotation of a GenBank genome assembly. Lineage: Eukaryota; Dinophyceae; Suessiales; Symbiodiniaceae.